CCGAUGACGGCAUGGGAGAUGAUGAAGGAAGUGAUUGCGAUGACGGUGGCACUACUGAUCCACCACCAGAUUCCGAUGACGGCAUGGGGGACGAUACCGGAAGUGAUUGCGAUGACGAUGGCGGGGAUGGCGAAAAAUGUGAUGGCGACGAUCGAUCCAUGGACAAGAGAGCCGUGAAGGUUUCACUACCGAGUAGCUACAUGUGCAACCCGUACAACGCGGCCAACUACAUCUGCUGCCGUGGCGCCAUCUGGCCGCGGGGAAGCAACAACGCUCGCUGCUGCGGCUACAUGCGCUACGACUACACCACUCACAUCUGCUGCGCCGGUCAGAUCAUACCCCGGGGAUCCAACAACGCCUGCUGCCGCUCCAUCGCCUACGAUAGAAGCGUCUACAUCUGCUGCGGAGGCAUGCUGCGCGUCAAAGGCUCCAACACGGCCUGCUGCGGCAGCACCCCCUAUAAUUCUGCCACGCAUUCGUGCUGCAGAGGCGUCAUCUACAUCAGGGCCAGCUAUCUGUGCUGCGGGGGCGUCAUCGUGAAGAGGGGCAACAACAACGCCUGCUGCGGGACCACCCCCUACAACAGAAACACGCACAUAUGCUGCCGCGGCCGGCUCUCCCCGAGGAACGGCAACACACGCUGCUGCGGCUUCACGCCCUACCACCACGCGAAGCAGCUUUGUUGCCGCGGCGUCCUUAGCGACCGCACCAACGGUCAGACGGCGUGCUGCGGCACCCUACCGUACAACUACAAGCUGUACAUAUGCUGCGCUGGACAACUGAGGAAGAGGGGGAGUAACAACCGCUGCUGCCGUACCGUGGCUUACGACUGGAAGAAGUAUCUGUGUUGCAGCGGGAGUCUCGUUCUGAGGGGCACCAACAACGCCUGCUGCCGUACGCGCCCGUACAACUACAAGACGCACGUCUGUUGCUCGGGUGUGGUCCGGCCAAGGAUCGCUAAGUCGACGGCCUGCUGCGGUGGGACCGUUUAUAAUUACGCGACUCAUAUCUGCUGCGCGGGAAAGGUGUGGGACAGGCGCAACGACAACGCCUGCUGUUGCUACCGCCUGCCGAUAGUGGCGCUGCUACAGAAUGUCAAAGUGUGAGGCAUAGAUGUAGAAUUGAAGAGCAGAUCUAGAUUAAAACCGUAGAUAGAUCUCUAUUCUAUAUCUACGGUUCGCCUCAGUACUUAACAUCAUAAACUCAAAAAUAUUACUCUUCAAAGUCCAGGGGACUAUUAUUAAAGACGAAUAAUAUAAGUGCUUAAACUUAAAUCCUAUUACCUAUAAUUAUACGCGCUAAGAUCGAUAUCAUUCUCAAUCGUAAGGAGGUACACAAAAAUCAAGCCGUAUAUAACUACUGAUUAUAUCAUUAAACAUGUAAAUGAAUGCGGAUGAGAGAUCGUGGAUGAGAUGAAGGUGUUUCUGCCGGCCAGCGUUGCUGUACCAGUGUUUAUAACAUCGUUUACCAAUCAAACAUAUGUAUAACGAAAUGUUUCAGGUUUAUUGAUUUUUCUUCUGUGAAAGCCAAUAAGAUUUUUGCUUGAGAAAUUUCGUUUGAUUGGAAUGCGUACAACCGAAACUUGAACGGUUCGUAUAUGAUAUAUUGCACAAUAUUGUAAUAAAUAUAAGUGAUUUGCAUUUAAAUAUACAGACGUUAAA
Priapulus caudatus is the source of this 1661-nucleotide messenger RNA. RefSeq names its product galaxin-2-like. The transcript is spliced from 4 exons. Bases 12 to 1106 code for a protein of 364 amino acids. NCBI's taxonomy places the organism in Eukaryota, Metazoa, Priapulida, Priapulimorpha, Priapulimorphida, Priapulidae. The record is from RefSeq and is a predicted model, not a curated record.